AAUCUCUAUCAGUCGUAUUUUACAAAUGUUUAUUAAACAUGAAGUUGGCUGCAGUGUUAACUUAACCUGUCAGAAAUCCGAGUAUGCUAGUACACUAGUAUUAUAACCGACUUGUGACCACGUACAUACGUAUUCGCUGAUUUCAAAGGAAGAGUUUUAGCUGUGUAUGUGGUUUAAAUAGUGCUUUGAAAUUUUCUGUUAGUAUCCCGAUAAACAAAUUACCUCUAAUACUGAAUCACUAAUUAUAAGAGUGCAACGGUUAGUUAUGUGGUCGUAAACUUAGCGCCAGGACUUUAAUCUUCGAAUAAGAAUGUACCUGGCAAGGUUACUUUGAUUAUUCAUCUUUGCAAGUCAUUCCAGCAAUAUUACAAAGCUAUCAAUUAUUUGAAAAGAUUACUUCGUUCAGUAAUGGAGCAGGAAGUGCAAUAGGGGAAACAAUUCAAAAUGUAAUAGAAGAAAAGAAUGAGUUAUUGAAUACCAAGUAACUAGACUGAGGUUGACCUGACAGGGACUCGGUUCUAAAAUGUCUGGACAUAGGAGCACCGGUGGUAAUGGGAGCCAUCAAGGCGGUCCUCAAGGUUUAAAGCAAAUUGAUCUUGAUCAAAUCUGGGGUGAUCUUAGAGAGGGUAUAGAACAAGUUUAUAAACGACAAACGAUGCCCAAACCCAGAUACAUGGAGCUGUAUACACAUGUUUAUAAUUACUGCACAAGCGUACAUCAGCAGUUGAACAGUAGAUCAGCAAAGAGUAAGAAAGGCCAAAUUACUGGAGGUGCUCAGCUAGUAGGCCUAGAAUUAUACAAACGUUUGCGAGACUUUCUUCGGAACUAUCUCAUCAGUUUGCUCAAGCAUGGAGUCGACCUGAUGGAUGAGGAUGUGCUCCAAUUUUAUACUCGACAAUGGGAGGAGUACCAGUUCAGUAGCAAAGUAUUAAAUGGAGUAUGUGCGUAUCUGAAUCGUCAUUGGGUACGUCGAGAAUGUGAAGAAGGUCGUAAAGGAAUCUGUGAGAUUUACCAGCUGGCUCUGGUUACGUGGAGAGAUAAUUUAUUCAAACAUCUCAACAAGCAGGUGACCAACGCGGUGUUGAAAUUAAUAGAACGGGAAAGAAAUGGAGAGACUAUCAAUACCCGUCUUGUGAGUGGCGUUAUUAAUUGCUAUGUUGAACUUGGACUGAAUGAAGAAGAUCCAGGUGCCAAAGGACAAAAUCUCACGGUAUACAAGGACUCAUUUGAAAAUGUUUUUCUCGAAGACACUGAGCGAUUUUAUAUGCGCGAAAGUACAGAGUUCUUACGUCAAAAUCCUGUUACAGAGUACAUGAAAAAGGCCGAACAAAGGUUAUUGGAGGAACAAAAACGUGUGCAAGUAUAUCUUCAUCAAACUACUCAUGAACGGUUGGCGAAAACAUGCGAAAGAGUCCUUAUCGAGAAGCACUUGGACAUUUUUCACUCGGAGUUUCAGAAUCUAUUGAACGCAGAUAAAAAUGUUGACUUAGGUCGAAUGUACCAGCUGGUUGCUAGAAUACCAAAUGGUCUUGGUGAAUUACGUAACCUUUUGGAAAGUCAUAUAGCUAAUCAGGGCUUAGCUGCCAUUGAUAAAUGUGGCGAUUCUGCAGCCAACGAUCCUAAAAUAUACGUGAACACUAUCUUGGAAGUUCACAAGAAGUAUAACGCUCUGGUAUUGGUUGCCUUCAAUAAUGACAGCGGAUUUGUUGCCGCACUAGACAAGGCAUGUGGUCGAUUUAUCAACAGUAAUGCCGUUACCAGGGCUGCAAACAGCAGUAGCAAAUCACCAGAAUUAUUGGCAAAGUACUGUGAUCUGUUACUUAAGAAGAGCAGUAAGAAUCCAGAGGAAGCUGAACUGGAAGACACGUUAAAUCAAGUUAUGGUUGUAUUCAAAUACAUCGAAGAUAAAGAUGUAUUCCAGAAAUUCUAUAGCAAAAUGCUUGCGAAGCGACUCGUUCAGCAUAUGUCAGCUAGCGAUGAUGCUGAGGCAUCAAUGAUUUCCAAGCUCAAACAGGCCUGUGGAUUUGAAUACACUUCUAAGCUCCAGCGGAUGUUCCAGGACAUUGGGGUGUCAAAAGAUUUAAAUGAGCAAUUCCGAAGGCAUUUGGUAAAUUCUGCAGAACUGCUAGACAUAGACUUUAGUAUACAGGUGCUGUCUUCUGGUUCAUGGCCGUUCCAACAAUCAUUCACAUUUUCUCUACCUACAGAGCUCGAAAGAUCUGUGCAUAGGUUUACAACAUUCUACAGCUCUCAGCAUAGCGGAAGAAAAUUAAACUGGUUGUAUAACAUGUCCAAGGGGGAGCUGCAUACUAACUGCUUUAAAAACAGGUAUACUCUACAAGCUUCUACUUUCCAAAUGGCAGUGUUACUACAGUACAAUGGCGCUACGCAUUGGACGGUACAGCAGUUAUGCGAUGCUACGCAAAUCAAAAUGGAGUUUCUUUUGCAGGUUAUUCAGAUCCUUCUGAAAGCCAAGCUAUUGACUACGGCUACCAAUGACGAUGAUGCCGAUUUAACUCCAUCGUCCAAUGUCGAACUUUUCACAGGGUACAAAAAUAAAAAAUUAAGAGUGAACAUAAAUAUACCGAUGAAAACUGAACUGAAAGUUGAACAAGAAACGACUCAUAAGCACAUAGAAGAAGAUCGUAAGUUACUUAUUCAAGCUGCCAUUGUCAGAAUUAUGAAAAUGCGUAAAGUUUUGAAACAUCAACAACUUGUUGCGGAAGUUCUAAACCAGCUCAGCUUAAGAUUCAAACCGAGGGUACACGUUAUUAAGAAAUGUAUAGACAUUUUAAUAGAAAAAGAAUAUCUAGAACGGACAGAAGGCCAAAAGGACACGUACAGUUACCUAGCAUGAUCUUUUUAAGAAGACAGCAAAUAGCGAAUCUGCUGCUUACCAGAAUGAAAAAUUACUUUUAUCAUCGAUACGCGUUCGUUGCUGAAUCUAUGUUUCGAUAUUUAUUAUUUACAUCGCACACAAAGUUCUUGUAUAUGUAAGAAAGAGCCCCCUUGUAUGGAAUUGUCCAAUCGAUCGCAUUUAGAAACUGGCUUUUUAUAACACAUCAAUAAAAUUGUUUCAUAGUUAUCACAUCCGUCAAAGAAUUUGAGAUUAACAUCAAACGGUCGUGCCUGGCUAUUUUUAUCUACCCUGAUUGUUUCAGGACAUUUUCAUCGAGUACUUCAUGUUUUCGAUUGAAUUCUCAUUAUUCUUCGCAAUAAUCUACCCAAUGAACGAGCACGUCUCCAAUAAAUUGGUCAAAACGAACCUUUUAUCAGCGGAAGAACAAAUAAAAACUCGGAAAGUUCUCACGCACCGUUCCUUUUCUACGUAAGAAAAAAAAAUGCAACAAAUCACCUUUCAAACAAUCAUCAGUGUCACAAAUCGAAUCAAUUGCACCCUUAUUGUGCCUAAUAAAGAGGAGAAAUCAA
This is a messenger RNA of Athalia rosae (coleseed sawfly), 3429 nucleotides long. RefSeq names its product cullin-1 (gene Cul1). The coding region runs from base 524 to 2857 and encodes 777 amino acids. The record is from RefSeq and is a predicted model, not a curated record. Lineage: Eukaryota; Metazoa; Arthropoda; Insecta; Hymenoptera; Athaliidae. Gene Ontology annotation, biological process: SCF-dependent proteasomal ubiquitin-dependent protein catabolic process; protein ubiquitination. Gene Ontology annotation, cellular component: SCF ubiquitin ligase complex. Gene Ontology annotation, molecular function: ubiquitin protein ligase binding. The transcript is spliced from 15 exons.